This is a messenger RNA of Phytophthora sojae, 570 nucleotides long. RefSeq lists its product as hypothetical. Gene Ontology annotation, cellular component: mitochondrion. Gene Ontology annotation, molecular function: zinc ion binding; protein-folding chaperone binding. NCBI's taxonomy places the organism in Eukaryota, Oomycota, Peronosporomycetes, Peronosporales, Peronosporaceae. Bases 1 to 570 code for a protein of 189 amino acids. The record is from RefSeq and is a predicted model, not a curated record. Gene Ontology annotation, biological process: protein import into mitochondrial matrix; protein stabilization; protein folding. The transcript has a single exon.
AUGUGGCGUCGAGCUCUAGUGCGUUGCGCGCUUGCGCUCCAGCCGUCGCACGCCGCGUCCAGGUUGCUCCCAUCGCAGCCUCUGCGCCUGUUGUCCUCCACUCCGUCUGCCCUGGUGCGUGCGACCAGCGCCGCGUUCCCGCCCUGCCGCUGCUCCAGCCACAAGCGCUGCUUCGCCACUCAGACCAGCGACGACGACAAUGACAGCAACUCGCCUGCGCCUGCAGCCUCUGCCGAGUCCAGCACUGAGGCCGCCGCCGACUACUCGGGCGCUCCGGGCGUGGAGAGUCCCGGCGACAAGUUCGUGAUGGUCUACACGUGCAGCGUGUGCGAGACGCGCUCGGCCAAGACCAUCAGCAAGCACGCCUACUACAAGGGCGUGGUGCUGGUGCGCUGCCCCGGGUGCGAGAACCUGCACCUCGUGGCCGACCGUCUGGGCUGGUUCGAAGACGACAGCACGGACGUGGAGAGCCUGCUGCAGCAGAAGGGCGAGAAGGUCCGCUUCGUCAUAGGCGAAAACGUCCUCGAACUCACCGAGAACGACAUCCUCGGCAGCAAGAGCGAGCAAUAG